GUAGCGGUGGAGGGGCAGGAGGGGCAGCAGCAGGUGGACGUGGGGCUAUGGAGACCACCCACCUGGUGACGGAGUUUAUCACGCACACCGGCGCCAACGCCCAGGACGCCGUCAGCUGUCUCAAGUCGUGGGAGUGGGAUCUGAAGAAGGCGCUCAUCGAUUAUAAUGAUACAUCAACAACCGAGUACUUUAACAACAAGAAAAACGACAAUGAGAUAUUAAUGAAAGCCGCCGCAAGUUCCUCCGCAUCACAACUUCCGCUACUUUCCGCUAGCAAUAAGCGGAACGGCCUCGGCGGCAGCAGCGUCAGCUUGCACCGUCAGCAACCGAUCCAACAUCCGGUGGUCGGGCCACGUUCCAGCACCGGCAGCAGCAGCGGCGAUUACGGUGGAACAACGACGUCUACCGCGACCGCGACGACAACGUCCUCUUCCAGCCAUCACCACCACCACCUCCAGCAUCAUCCUUCUUCUGCGAAAUCGACGUCCUCAAACAGCCAUCACCAGAGCCACAACAAUCACCUGCCGUUGCACUAUCAUUACGGUGCCAACGGCGGCGGCAGUGCCAGCAACGGAACGACGACGACGGCGAUGCUGCUGAAGCCCGCGCUUACCAAAACCGACUCGAUUGACAUUUUUGACUGCAAAAAGCUCGAACGGGGCAUCUCGCGGGCCACGGAAAAUGUGAACCUGGUGUCGCGCGCCCGCCAGGAGUUCGAGAUGGACUUUCACAGCCCGCUGUCCGGCUGCGCCGAGCAGAACGCCAAGAAUCUGAACUUUAUCGACACGCCGGACUACACGUUCACGCUGCCCGAUCUGACCAAGUACUCGGACGACUUUCGGAAAUUUCUCGAGAAGGAUCUGAUAGAGAGCUCGACACUCAACUCGCUGGAGGCGACGAACCGGCUGAACUGGUGGUACGACUCGGGCGUUUGUCGGAAGUUGUGGCCGCUCGCGACGACAGGUGACGGCAACUGCCUGCUGCACGCGGCAUCUCUGGCGAUGUGGGGCUUCCACGAUCGGCGGCUUACGUUGCGGCGGACGCUGCACGACAUCCUGUCGAAGGAGGAGUUCCGGGAUGCGUUGUACCGGAGGUGGCGCUUCCAGCAGACGCGAUUGAAUCGGCAGGCCGGGUUUGUGUUCUGCGAGUCCGAGUGGGCCCGCGAGUGGGAGGAGAUUGUGGCGAUUGCGUCGCCCGAGCCGAGGAGGAACUCCAAAAGUGGUCAGCAGGGUUCGGGGGCGGGGGCGGCCUCCAGGAGGAGGUCGCUGUUGAUCGAGAAGAGUAUGGACGGUGGGGAGGGAGGGGAUGAGAAUGCCGCGACGUACGAGAGUUUGGAGGAGAUUCAUGUGCUGGCGUUGGCGCACAUUUUGAGGAGGACGAUUAUCGUGGUGUCGGAUGUGUUCUUGAGGGACAUGAACGGGGAGGCGUUUUCGCCGAUUCCGUUCGGUGGGGUGUAUCUGCCGUUUGAGGUGCCCUCGAACGAGUGCCAUAGAGCGCCGCUGUUGUUGGCGUACGACAUGGCGCACUUUUCGGCGCUGGUGGCGAUGGAGACGGCUGGGGAUUUUCCGCCGGCGUUGAUUCCGCUGGUGGACGCUAGCAAUCAGCUGUUGCCGAUUCAGUUCUGCAUCGAUCCGGGCCGGGACUUUGACUGGCGGGAGUACGACGGGGCGGACGGGAACUGGGUGUUGACGGACCGGGAGCACGUGGCCCUGUUGAAGGAAUAUCUGGACAUUGUGUACGCCCCGGCGACGGCUGACAGUCCGGACGGAGAUCCGGACACGUACGACGAUUACUCGGAUGAAGAGUACGAAAAGCGACUGGCAGAUGGGGAGUUUGUGUUCGCCGACGAGAACCACAACAGUGGGACGAACCUGGCUGCGAUGACCGCUUCGAAUCAGUCGCUGCCACCGACGUCGUCGAGCGGGAAGAGCAAGGCCGCCAAGCAGCUGCAGAGUGUGGCGAAGCAGUUCGGAAGCAUCGGCAAGAGCAUGAGCAAAAAGUUGAAGAAGAACAUCGGAUCGAUCACGCGGAUCGGUAGUAAAAGUGGGUCGCACAAGAAGCCCAACGUUACGGCGAACAAGGACCGAGAAUACCCCAAAUUUAGAAUCCUGUGCGCCACGCUGAAGGCACGCCGUCACGAGUACCAAGAGGAGAUGAUCAAGAACUACCUGGAGUGCGCCCAGGAACGAUAUCUAGAACUGGAACGCUCCAAGGAACGUCGCGAGCUCGACAAACUCAGCAAAUACGUCGACUCCGGCCACGACAUGACCGAUUACGGCUCCGAACCACCCACAACCGACCUGGUCAACUGCAUCAACGCGGGCUGCCUCAACUACGGCACCGUCGCCACCAGCUACAUGUGCUUGGAAUGCUACGAAACGCAAAAGAAGCGCGAAACCAUCAACGUCACCGACUUCACGCCCCGCUACGGCACCGGCAAGUCCAAGUUCUACGCCCAAGCCGACAUGGAGUCGCACGACCGCAUCCAGCGGCUCCCCAGCGUGCGCCGGCUCAACGAGCUCGACCAAACCCUCUACCUGUCCCACUCGACCUUUUACAACGACCAGCGCGCCGCCAUGAUCAGCAACGCCCAAUCCCUGCAAUCUUCCUCCAACUACCGGCACGGCUUCAGCCCGACCGACCGCACCAAAAACGGCCACCACUCGCCGCCCAACUAUUCCACCUGUGCCAAACUGGCGACGGCCACCUCGGGCGGCAUCGUCGCGACCGUCUACUCCCCGGGAAACACCAUCCUGAACCGCGUCCCGCCCUCGGGCGGCAUGUGCGUCUCUCUUCCACCUCCCUCCCCGAGCCCGCAACCGCCAACGCCGCAACUUCCCAGUGCGUCUUCCUCGUCCGGAAUGUCCUCGUCGUCCUCCUCCGGAUCAAACACGUCGGAAACGCUGCUCCGCCAGCAGCAGCAGCAGGUCAACAUGGCGCCCUCUGGAGCUGGCGGCGCCACCACCAGCAGUCACUACGGCAAGAGCCAGAUGUGCCGGACGGAGGGCUGCAAGUUCUACGGCAGUAUCAACACCAACUUUUACUGCUCCAAGUGCUGCCAGGAGUACAACAUCUAGAGGCGCGCACACUCUCGCUGUAAAUAGACGACGGCGGCAAGGUAAGAGAGAGUUGUUAUUCUUCUACUUAUAAUUAUACAAUUGUACACACAAACACACACACACUCACUCACUCACACACGUAUAGGAUACAAACACGCAACACCUAACUUUAGUCAGAGCUAACUAUACUAUCUAUAACUGCGAGAAGAAAAGAGAGCGUCAAAUAAACCGAACGAGCUACCACGCGUCCCCUUUGAAUCCACUCUCACUAAGUUACAGCACUCGAUGGAGACGCAUGGUUGGUCAACUCUGAAAAAAUCUCAACAGUUAAAAAAUAUCACCCACUUCAUCGUUUUAGUUUAAUUUAAUGAAACAAUUCUAAACUGUGGCGCUAAAAACAAUUCAAAUUGAUACAGGACGUGUGCAAAAUUAAAAAUCAUGCAAAUAUUGACUAAGUUGAUCUUAUAUUGUUACGUUGAGAGUUGAAUUUGGAUCUUACCUUGGUUGUUGUUGUUGACCGAGUUACGAACAAGUUAUUUGAUCAUAUUGUUGGGUUAUCGAAUAACGAUGUUGUUAUCGAUUUGAUUUCCUUUUAAUUGAAACUUUACUGUUGUAAAAUGAAGCGUAUCACAUUCAAAGCUUAACUGAUGAAAUUAAUCAAAUCCUUCCAGUCAGUUUUUUUUUUCCUUUGAUUUUGAAAUUGUAAUUAUGCCAAGUGCUUAUUCGAUAGCGCUUUAGGUUUUCCUGUCAAAUUUUAAUCUCAACUGUUUCAGAAAGUUUGUUUGUCCACAUCCCCCAAUUAUGAUUGCGACUGUUUAAGAUUUAGUUUGUGUACUUAUUUCUAAUUUACAAACAACAGAAAUGGUUUCAAGAUUAUUUUUUUUAACGACGAAAAUGCCUACCAUUCAAGUCGGAAUAUAAAAAUCGCCAAAAUCCGCUUAAUUUGUUUUUGUUAAAAGGUAAAAAAAAAAUAUUUUCUAUCUUUCGAUUAUUUUUUUUUUUCAAAGGAAUAACACUCAAGCCGUUUUAGGCACUUAACAAAAAACUCAAGAUUCUUUGGAAGCUUUUUCAAACAAAAUUGAUGGAAAAUUUAAUUUUCUAUUUAUUACUAUUUAAAAUGUCCUAAAAAUACAUGAAAUUUUAAAAUUUUGAAUGAGUUUAGCCGAACCAGCGUUAAAAAAACGAAGUUACUUUGUAGAUGUCGGCCGGAUACACAUAUUUUCACUUAGAUGUUUAGAGCGCUGCUGCGGGAUUCGAACCAGCAAUCUCUGGAUUGUGGUUCUAGUGCGCGGUCCGAUUGAUCCACACGGGUUGGACAAGACAAAAAAAUGAAUUCAUCAGAUAAAUGUAUUUUUUCAGUCUGUACAUGGAAAUAACGUUACUUAUUUUUUCAGUGUACAUUUUUUCACAUUUGGCUUCAAAUUUGGCUCGCCGUUCAAAAACUUUGGGCACUUUGAACUUUUUUAUGCGUUUGAGUAAAUAAUGUUGAUUUUUAUUUAUUGGAAAACCUUGACUAGCCUAUGAAAUCUAAACGUAUCUCGUGUUCAGUGAAAAAGAAUUGUUUUUUUUGCUUUUUGAAAACGUAAAAAAAAAA
Molecule: messenger RNA, 4653 nt
Organism: Culex quinquefasciatus (southern house mosquito)
Lineage: Eukaryota; Metazoa; Arthropoda; Insecta; Diptera; Culicidae
Product: OTU domain-containing protein 7B
Exons: 5
Coding region: 48-3077 (1009 amino acids)
Biological process (GO): protein deubiquitination involved in ubiquitin-dependent protein catabolic process; protein K63-linked deubiquitination; protein K11-linked deubiquitination
Cellular component (GO): nucleus; cytoplasm
Molecular function (GO): cysteine-type deubiquitinase activity; DNA binding; zinc ion binding
Source: RefSeq, a predicted model, not a curated record